Molecule: messenger RNA, 969 nt
Organism: Leishmania mexicana MHOM/GT/2001/U1103
Lineage: Eukaryota; Euglenozoa; Kinetoplastea; Trypanosomatida; Trypanosomatidae
Exons: 1
Coding region: 1-969 (322 amino acids)
Source: RefSeq, a predicted model, not a curated record
AUGAGCACCCCCGGAAACAACUCAUCCGCCUCUGCGACGGGGUCGAGCCCUAUCGUGCACCGAGAUCGCAGAGCCGCGUCAUCGGGCAAUGGCAAACCACUUUCCCCAAAUGAUCCGCCGCAGCCGCCGAAGCUGAGCACUGCAGUCGCUGCUGCCACAACCACUUCGGCACCCGCCUCACCAUAUCCUGAAAUGGACAACCUGGAGUGUCAGUCGAAGGACUUUCUUAUCCAACGCGUGCAGGCGCUGGAGCGGCAGCUGAAGAUACGCAACAGCGACUGCGCGCGACUGCUAGAGGAGCGCAAGCAGCUGCUUCCGCUGAAAGAGAAGUGCGAGUCGCAGAGGGAGAUGAUAUUAGCGUUGCGCGAUGAACUGAACUUGGCACGGGCGCAACGCGAGUCCGCCGUCGACGCAUUGGAAGAGAUGAAGCGCCAGCAGCGCGACAAAGAGCACCGCGAGCGCGUGGCCCACGCAGAGCGAGUCGUCUAUGGCGCUAGUGCCACCCCGAAGGCUACAACUGGCGGCGCGAGUAGGCCCGAAACCUCUAGCUCGCCCGGCGGCAACGCGGCGCCAAGCGCCAAGCCCGCUUCGGCGCUGAGACCCAACAACCCCACGCGACGUGCUCCUGGCGGGACGGUGGUGAACACCUCGUCCGGGCCACAAAUAAUUUACGACAGCUCCGAUAUCUCCUCCGUUGGCUUCACCAAGAAUGCAAAACUGCCGUACGAUUUUUUGGGUGGGCCUGGAGCGCAGCUACAAUACCUCGCUCCCUCCCGCGGUAGCGCAAGCAAGGAGGCCGGAGAGGAGCCGGAAGGCGGCUUUGAUGCUUCGGAUGAUGCGCAGGUGCGCCGCACCAUGGCGGCGGCGGCGGAGGCGAUUGAGUUGGAUGCCAAGCACGCAGAGAUGGAGGAAAAGGAGCACAGAGCACUACUGGAGCGCCUCAAGGCACUGCGUGAAGGACACAAGUAA